AUGGAUUUUGUACUAGUUCUUACCUCUAUCAUUGUCAUCCUAUUUGUGGCUAGUGCUUGGAAGAACCAAAACCAAAGAAAUUAUAAAAAUUUCCCACCCGGACCACCACCUUUACCAAUUAUUGGAAAUGCCCACAUCCUAGACAUAGAUAAACCCCAAAAUACAUUAAUGCAGUUGACUGAGGAGUACGGCACAGUCUUCAGUAUGCAGCUAGGAAGGACUAAAACAGUGAUACUAUGUGGUUAUGAUACCAUUAAAGAUGCGCUAGUCAACUAUGCUGAAUACUUUGGAGCAAGACCACAUGCACCAAUGUUUUCGGCAGCAACAAACGACUAUGGUCUUCUCUUUUCUAAUGGAGAGAACUGGAAAGUGAUGAGAAAAUUUACAAUCUCAACCCUACGAGACUAUGGAAUGGGGAAGAAAACCAUAGAAGACAAGAUCAUUGAAGAAUCUGAAUGUUUAAUAAAGAAGCUACGAUCAUAUGAAGGAAAGCCAUUUGAUGAUCUGACUAUUAUUAAUUCUGUGACAACCAAUAUAAUUGUGUCUUUCCUGCUGAAUAAAAGAUUUGAUUAUGAGGAUCCAACUGUACUGAAGCUUAUAAAUAUAAUCAAUGAAAAUAUAAGAAUUCUAAACACUCCCUGGAUUAUGCUGUACAAUUCUUAUCCAUUUCUGGCAAAAUUGCUGCCCGGAGCUCACAAUAAAUUUUUGGAAAAUGUUAAUGAGUUUAGAAGCUUUGUAAGAUGGGCAUUUACAAAACAGAAGAACGAGCUGGACGUAAAUGAUCAGAGGAACCUUAUUGAUGCCUUCUUAGUCAAGCAACAAGAGGGAAAGAAGGAAUCCACCGAAUAUUUCCACAAUGGGAAUCUGACUUCUCUGCUGAUAGAUUUGUUAGUGACUGGAACGGAGACAGUGUCAGCCACAUUAAGAUGGGCUAUUCUGCUCAUGAUAAAAUACCCAGAAAUUCAACAAAAAGUACAAAAUGAAAUUGAACAAGUUAUUGGAUCAGCCCGCCCUCAAAUGACGCAUAAAAAACAAAUGCCGUAUACAGAUGCUGUCAUUCAUGAAAUUCAGAGAUUUGCGGAUGUCAUACCGGCUGUUUUACAUUCAGCUACUCAAGAUUUUACCUUUAGAGGUUAUUUUAUUCCAAAGGGAACACAUGUGAUUACACUGGUGCAUUCGAUUCUCAGAGAUAAAAAACACUUUGAAGAACCAGAAAAAUUUGAUCCUGGACGUUUUCUUGACUCUGAUGGAAACUUCAAGAAGAACGAGGCUUACAUACCAUUCUUAUUAGGAAAACGAAGUUGUGUUGGCGAGAAUUUGGCUACAAUGGAGGUAUUUCUCUUCUUCACGUCACUGUUGCAAAACUUUACAUUACAUCCACUACCUGGAGCAGAACUGGACCUUAGUCCAGGACUUGGGUUUACAAGUAUCCCAAAGCCUCAUGGACUUUUUGCCGUGCCUCGUAUAUAG
Bufo gargarizans (Asiatic toad) is the source of this 1470-nucleotide messenger RNA. RefSeq names its product cytochrome P450 2C15-like. NCBI's taxonomy places the organism in Eukaryota, Metazoa, Chordata, Amphibia, Anura, Bufonidae. Gene Ontology annotation, molecular function: heme binding; oxidoreductase activity, acting on paired donors, with incorporation or reduction of molecular oxygen, reduced flavin or flavoprotein as one donor, and incorporation of one atom of oxygen; iron ion binding. Bases 1 to 1470 code for a protein of 489 amino acids. The record is from RefSeq and is a predicted model, not a curated record. The transcript is spliced from 9 exons. Gene Ontology annotation, biological process: xenobiotic metabolic process. Gene Ontology annotation, cellular component: cytoplasm; intracellular membrane-bounded organelle.